AUGUCAGCAUCACGAAUGGUGACUUGGUUGCCGCGUAUACCAAAAGCAGUGAAAAUUGGGCACAUCCCUCAGCGUUUAAAAUCACCACGAUUGGAUUUUCAACGAGCGCGCCUCGAAAUCUUGCGACGAAUGUGCAGUACAUUAUUUCGUGAAGAGCGGGCAGAAUUUCGAUAUCACCGUGCAAUGGAGCUUCGUCCUUACGCUGAAAGGCUUCUACAGUUUGGAAUAUUUCGUGGGCCUGAAGAUCCCUAUACCAAAGAAAUGGUAGAUUGGUGGAUAAUGGAUGGGGAUAUACGCGAGAAGUUUUUCGAAAUUUAUAUCCCUCGCUUUCGGGGAAAAGAAGGUCCAUUUACAUCGUUAUAUUUUAUCCAGGACGAUCCUAGCGAAGGGCAUUAUCACAGAGGAGUCAUCGAAUUAAAUGGUAAUCCCUACCCUCCUAUAGUCAUUCAAGAAAUUGAUUAUUCCCAUAAUUUACUCAACGUGCUUCUGAAAAAUGCAGUUUGUCAACAGAUGUCGAACUUACAGACGUCACAUGCAGAUAUUAUUUCAGCGAAAUAG
Messenger RNA from Cercopithifilaria johnstoni, 558 nucleotides. Lineage: Eukaryota; Metazoa; Nematoda; Chromadorea; Rhabditida; Onchocercidae. The record is from the annotation of a GenBank genome assembly.